AAAAAAAAAAUCAUCUCUGCGAGGAAGAAACACCACGAAAUUCCAAUUUCCAAAGCCCCGCCUCAAUCUCCAUUUCUCCAUUGCAUCUCUUUAAACGCACGCACAAUGUCGGUGAUGAUAGUGACGAGCUUGGGAGACUUGGUUGUGGAUUUGUUCACCGAUCGUUGUCCUUUGACGUGCAAAAACUUUCUAAAGCUGUGCAAGAUCAAGUAUUAUAAUGGCUGUCUAUUCCACACAAUUCAAAAGGAUUUCACCGCUCAGACAGGUGAUCCUACUGGAACUGGUUCUGGUGGUGAUUCAAUUUACAAAUUUUUGUACGGUGAUCAGGCUCGAUUCUUUGGUUUGGAUUUGAAGCAUUCUAAGAAGGGAAGUGUUGCCAUGGCUAGUGCUGGAGAGAAUCUUAAUGCUUCUCAGUUCUAUAUCACGCUGCAAGAUGAUCUGGACUAUCUUGAUGGGAAGCACACUGUUUUUGGAGAGGUGGCAGAAGGAAUUGAUACACUAGAUGGAACUCAAGAACUUGAGGAGGUUCUGCGUGCAAAGGAAGCUCAUUCUCGUGCAAUUGUGCUCCAAAGUAUAGGGGAUAUUCCUGAUGCUGAGAUAAAACCUCCUGAUAAUGUCCUCUUUGUUUGUAAAUUAAACCCAGUAACGGAAGAUGAAGACCUGUAUACUAUCUUUUCACGUUUCGGAAGAGUGACUUCUGCUGAAAUAAUAAGAGAUUACAAGGCUGGAGAUAGUUUGUGCUAUGCUUUUAUUGAGUUUGAGGAGAAAGAAGCCUGUGAAGAAGCAUAUUUUAAGAUGGAUAAUGCUCUAAUUGAUGAUCGAAGGAUUCAUGUUGAUUUCAGUCAAAGUGUUGCAAAAUAUUGGUUCCAGUAUAGAAACCGCAAGGAUGAAAUGGGUAAAGGAGGAGGUUGCUUUAAGUGUGAUCACAUUCGCAUUACCCAACAUCAUCAUCCAAAAUACAUACUUAAAGAAGAUAACAGGCAGCACGGUGGAGAUGAUAACUCAAGGUUUGAAAUGGUAUUUGGUGAAGAUGCUGGUGGUAGUCCAAGAGGAAAUAAAAGGCAACAGGAUUAUGGAGCUGAAAAAGAUGAUCGCAAACAGAAUGUUAAACGUAGGUGCCGGGUCCGUAUAAAUUCUUAUCCUCAACAGAAAAAGGUCAAAAUGGGAUGUCAAAAAAUUGUGUUAUAA
This is a messenger RNA of Ipomoea nil (Japanese morning glory), 1188 nucleotides long. Its product is annotated as peptidyl-prolyl cis-trans isomerase-like 4. Gene Ontology annotation, biological process: protein peptidyl-prolyl isomerization. Gene Ontology annotation, molecular function: peptidyl-prolyl cis-trans isomerase activity; RNA binding. Gene Ontology annotation, cellular component: nucleus. Lineage: Eukaryota; Viridiplantae; Streptophyta; Magnoliopsida; Solanales; Convolvulaceae. The record is from RefSeq and is a predicted model, not a curated record.